This is a messenger RNA of Acipenser ruthenus (sterlet), 3086 nucleotides long. RefSeq lists its product as uncharacterized. NCBI's taxonomy places the organism in Eukaryota, Metazoa, Chordata, Actinopteri, Acipenseriformes, Acipenseridae. The record is from RefSeq and is a predicted model, not a curated record. Bases 376 to 1227 code for a protein of 283 amino acids. The transcript has 4 exons.
UCUCUUGCUGUCCUAUAAUCCUCCCUCUUCAGAUAAUAAGCUUUAACGAGCCCCAGCUACACCUCAGCAUUGCCCCGGUUGGUUCAUUAUUAAAGCGGGCUGUCGAGACUGCCAGCGAGCCGAGCGAGGUGUGAUAUAAACACGCACGAUUAUUUAAACUCUUUCGUGACUUGAAUGUCUCAGAACAGCUGUUUGUUUAACAUGGAUUCCGGUCUGUUUGUCGUCCAACCCCAAGUACUGCCUGUUUUUGAACUAAUAUACUUUCGGUUUCAUGGUCAACGCAGUUUGCUUCAGCUACACGGAAGAGACGCGCUUGUGGUGAAGUUGAGGAGAAACACGGCUAACUGAGGAACGAGUGAUUCAGUAGAGGGAGACAUGGACUGGUUUUCAUGGUGGAGAAAAAGAAACCGUAAUGAGUUUGAACCACCCGAUAUGUCAGGAGACUCUUCCAGAGGGAAUAUCCAGGUGAAGAGACAGAGGAGGGAGGACGAGGAGGAACUGGAGAGACUGAGGAGAGAAAACGAGGAACUGAGAAGGAGUAAAAUGAUUGCUGAGAUCCUCGAGCCCAUGAAGGAGUUUGCCCGGCUGUUUGAAAAAGAGAAGCCCUUGAUUGAGGAAUACCUUGGAGAACUCAAAGUCAUGGCUCAAACACUGCUGGAGAGAGACAGGGCUGCAAAGAAUACAUUGAUAACAGGGUGUGCUGUGACUGUCACAGGGUGCACAGGGGUAGUGCUGUCUGCUGUUACACUAGGAGUCACCCCUCUACUGGCUUUUUGGGGGCUUGCUGCAGCUGGAGCAGCCGCAGAAUUUAAAGGAAUUGCAAUGUGUGACAGUCCUGGAAUCGAUGAGGAAAGUUUAUUGAAAAUACUGAACGAAAGUCAGGAUAAAAUAACUGAGCUUCAAAGAUCAGCCGAUGAGGUCUGCCAAACACUUUCAAAAUGGAAGGAAAAUUUUUAUGCAGAAAUGGCCGUGCUUGUGACAGAAGCUACUCGCGUGUUGACAUCGCUAGUUGUCAAUGACUGCAUUAAAACCCGCAUCGAAUUGUAUAAAAAGCAAAAAAACAUAAGAGCGAUAGAGAUUCAAAAUUGGGUGGAAAAUGGGAAAUCAGAUCUAGCAAACCUGGAAAAAGUCUACUCGCACGUGAAGGUGUGUAUUUCACUUAUUAGAGAUCUGUCAAACCCGUCAGUUAGGGCUAUCGGGUCACGCAAGGUUGUAGUAGGUAUUUGAAAAGACUCGACACAGGAAACCAGGAGCAGUGGUCUUACAACAAACUUUAAUACGAUGCGCAAAGGAAGCCAGCAAAUGCGUUCAAAACACAAGUCUGACUCAAUCAGUGCGUUUACAUGAGCAUGAGAAUUACGAUAUUUUUAAUUAGUAAAAAUAAAACUUCCGAAAACUCAUUCCGAUAUCAAAAGUCAUGUAAACACAGUUUUCGAAAAAUGUAUCGGAAUAUUCCUUGGGUCAGUUUUCGGAAAACGGCACGUAGAAAUUUCCGAUUCAAUUCCGAAAACGAACCAAAUGUAGAUCAUGUAAACGCACUUUUCGGAAAACUUAUUCCGAUAGCGUACUGCACAUGUGCAAACUCUGACCUUCAUUCCUGCACGUAGUUUUAGAAAACAGAGAAAAUAAUAAUAAUCUGUAGUCAGUCUGCAUGGAUCCAUUUGCUCCGUUAUUGAAUCGUACACUUAUCACCCUUCCUUAAAUGCGCUUUAUUUGCUCUUAUCUGCUCCCUAUUUUACUGCAUUUAAUCCUGUACUUCAGAGUACUGUAAUCUGCCAAACCUGUAGUAUUUUGUAUUUAGUAUUUAGUAUUUUAUAUCCUGAUGUAACUAUCACUGACACUGUUAUCUGCUCCAUUAUUGAAUCGUAUUUUGUCAUAUUCUUGUACUUGCUUGAACCGAAGUCAUUGUAUUUAUCUUGAUCUUAAUUGUAUUAAUACUUGUACUGUGAUACUUGAAAUGUAUUUUUGUUUACGACUGUAAAUCGCCCUGGAUAAGGGCGUCUGCUAAGAAAUAAAUAAUAAUAAUAAUAAUAACAACAAUAAUAAUAAUAAUAAGACGAAGAAGCAGAAGAAGAAGAAGAAGAAGAAGAAGUUGUUAGGAUCAAGUAAUAUUUGUCCGUAUGUAUUUUUUAAUAGCCCAUAUUGAAGCAGCACAUGUUUUCCAGCUUUAAAAUUACGUGAUAAUUUAAAAUAAUGUCUGUAAAAGAAACUGGUAAUAUAGAACAGGAUGUGCUGUUGGAAAGGCUGAUUGAACAUUGUGGGGAAUCUGAAUAGAGGUAUAGGAUAGUAAUCUUUGAAUUUAAGACCCGACACUUCGAUAAAGCACUUGUUAGGAUUGGUCUCCGUUCUAUCGCAGAAAAAAUGUCCGGUCUGUUCAAAUCGUACUUGGGGUACUACAGUACUCUGCAUGCGAAAAUAUCCUGCGUUACUUCUGUAAAGAAAACCACAAAAUGUUCCUUCUGAAAUAUGUUUCAGCUUAGCAUAAAAAUAUAAAACUUCAGAUAUUUAAAAAAUAAAAAAGUAAACACAGUGAGGUAAACUUGUUGUUAUUCAAGAAUUUGUAAUUAUACCAUCAUUCUGUGGAUGAUGUCAUGAUUAUUAGAACAGAAUGUUCAUUCCCAGAGGUUCCAAAGCGCCUCAUUUGAAAAUGAAUAUAUAAUGUAAGUUUUUGCUCACCCCUUUGUCAAGGGAAAGUGUGUUUGAAAACAAACAUGGCAGGUAUUUAUUUCCAGGCUUUCUGAUGCCAUGGUAACCGCACGUUUAUUUCUCUUUAAAUCUAGAGGCACGCUUAUCUCUCUGUUGAGGAAAUCUCUUCAUGUUGUCUGGUAUUGUCAUGGCCAGCCUGGACUGUUGUGAUCUGGGUCUAUUUUUUUACAUUAUAUUAUAUUGUUUUAUUUGUAUGCUGUGUUGUAUGAUUUAUUUUGGGCUCUGUUAGGAGUAAUGAUUAUUUUCAUUUUAUUUAUUUCUUAGCAGACGUUAAGAAAUUCAAAUGGGUUGUACCUGAACUGUAUUAAUAAAUGUUCUUGAGAUCUUGUAAAUACUUUUCUAUACAUGUUUUCAUUCACUGCAAUGUACUGUGGGAAUAA